GUUGGCAGCAGUGACUACGGGGGUGGCUAAGGAGGCGAGGGUGCAGACAGAGUGGUGAUAGGGAACAUUUGCUUCUUCUUCUGCUGCUGCUGCUUCUUCUGCUUCGCCCUGCUCUUGUCCUUCCUAUGUCUUUUGCAUAAAGUUGAGGCUGACAACGUCGUCUAGCACUACUAUUAGGGGAAACUGCCAUCCUUAAACCCAGAACCACCAGCACCUUCCUACCUAGGCAACUUUCUCUCUUUCUUGUUUACUCUUCUCCAAGCUUCUCUCUUGCUGUCUCUUCCCAUCUUUUCUUGCUCUCUUGUGGUACUAGAGGUAAGGCGAGCCAGUUAAUAAAGAGGUCGUGUUGGGCCAAAGGAGAGAAAUGGGGAUACACUGGAGGGAAAAUUUGCCUAAUAUACGUAUUCGUGGAUGAUGCUGAUACCCAAGAUGCCUUUACACUAACUAAUUGUCAAGCCUUGCUCAAUGUCCAUCCAAUAGGUAUCUAGUUAUAUCUUGGUCCAUAUAAGGCUUUGAACCUCAGACUUUUUUUUACCAGAUAUUUAGACUGGCGUCUACUGAAUACGAGAUAUAACUCUUGGAUAAGUAAAUCUAUAUUUAGUUUUCGAAGGUGGUUUUUACACAAUUCCAUCCUAACUCUGAGACGAUUUUAAUAUUUUGGCUCUCGAGUAUUGCAGGUUACGCUGGACAGAAGAGAAGCGAAUCACAUCAAACAAAGAGACCAAAGGAUUUAUUACCCAUUUAAUCUGGGAUUUGAGCUCUGCAGCACAAACUACACCUCGCCCACCAGAUUAUGAUGGUUUGUUUCGGUAUGCGGCUGAUGGCUCCCUUGCAUAUGACGAACUCUUGACGACACAAGAGAUCAUCGUCAACCACUCUCGGAGGCUAUCUAUUUAAAUACCAUUUACUAAUGUGUUGAUUAUUGAUGGCCGGUGUUCAUGCAUGUCCCUCACAAUAUAGUGAUUGACGAACAGAACAACACCACAGGAGUACUACGCUUAGAAACUAUCCAGUAAGUAUAGUGUAUUAUAUUAUGAAUAUGCACAGGUUUUAAGACCUAUGUUCUAGACGACUACCCAAUGUGGAUGGACCGAAUCGUACUGGGAAGAGAUUAACUCUGUGAAAAAAGUCGUUGCAAAAGAUUUUGUCAAACUGCUGAACUAAAAGCGAACCCGCUAGUCGGUGGCAGAGAGAGUUGCUAUAGUAGCUAUAUAGCUUUGGUAUAUUUCCACCGCUAGCACCGUGGAAACGCUCGAUAAUAGUUAAUAUCACUAACAGUAAGUUUCAGUGAUUAAACCAUCAAUUUAGACAUUUGAAGCUUUGCAUCUGGUACAAUACCCUAUCCUGUCAAUGUUAUAAUUUCACACACUUUUUAGUCAAUUAGCCAGCGUUAGUGGAGUUUCUUCACAGACCUGUGUAUCGGAGUCCUUGGAGGAAUGCCGUCUUCAGCAACUUCCCUACUAAGUCACUCGGGACAUGGUGACAGAAGAGUCUGAAUUAAUCAUAUCGGUUGGAGAAUAGAGGUCUAAUAACUAUGUCAUAUAAUAUGCAUCUCUACUAACCCAAAGUACGAUACCAUGUCUUGCUGACAUUUCCAGGAAUCGAAUAAUUAAUGGAAGGGAUCACGGAGCCCUGUAUUUUGUGAACUAGAGAUAUAUUAAGAAACCGAGACAUGGAGUGAUGCAAUAACGGUUAGAUACCACUGGAUUUGUAUUCAAGCCAUUACCAAGUAUUCUUCCUUCCAGUUAAGUUUGAUCAUCCAGGCAGCAGCAUGAAUUUUAUCAAAGCCGCAGGGAUGCGCAGAAGUCUCUCCCGAGAGCAACCACGAUGCCCAAUCGCUUGUCCAAUGUGUCAUUGAUUCUUUUUCAAUGCUGAUUAUGGAGGGUAUAGUGCCUGAUUUAUUCAAUUAAUUUUGGAUAAAUCUUUUGAAACUUUGAGGGUCACCAAGUGGCUUUGAAGGCGCAUCGUGCCCCUGUGGAGUUUUGACGCUCGUAUACGAAUAGAAUACCAGAGACGAGUCAUUGGGAGCCCCUUUACAACGCUUGAAACUGUUGCCUAAAGUUUAAAUGGGGCCUAAAAUUUAACCCUUGGUUAAUUCAGACACCAACUCCACCCAGAAACAGAUACCUAACGGCUAGUUCCUGUUGGACUUACAAUCCACUCUGAUGUAACCCGUACACAUUACCAGUGGUUCCGGGUGCUCUUUCCUGUAUUCUUCUAGCUAAAGCUGCGCGAGAAAGAUGGAAGAUGGGAAACAUCUGGAUAUAGCUGUCAUUUUGUUUAUCCCAUAGCUUGAGAAAUGAACCGGUUAACCACUCUCAAACAUACACGUAUCACACGGCUAUUUUUAUAAACAGCGCCUCGUGCCAAGGAUCCAAAAUAUGCGGGCCGUACCGCAGCGGCUAAAAUAAGCCAAUAGAGAUUGAGAGUUAUAGGCUUGCACACUAUUAGUAGUUCGCGCCGUUCGAGCUGGGUUAAAAACCUUAUUUAAACUGAUAGCCCUUGAAAUCCCUACCCACUUCUACUGCACCCUCCCAGGGUGAAAUGUACAAGCCUCCUGAUCUGAGAAUGCUUAUCCAAUCAACUACUUGGUAAACUGUCGGAUACCCACUAUUUGCAUGAACUUAUUGCGCAUUAAACGACUGCAUUGCCAAGUAUGCUGUUGAGUGCUUUAUAUCCAACCAUUUUCAUUGCCGCCUUCGUGUCUGCCUGCCAGACUUUCCACAAUCAUGCGGCUGAUACAGUUGUACUUACUCGAAUUGCAUUAAAUUUUGAGCCCCGGGCUCUAAUUAUUCAUUUAUCCCAGUUUCCUCCCAUGUAGAGGUCUAUAUAAGCCAGAGGAACUGCCCUUCGUUGCUCAUCUCCUGUCAUGAAAUAAUCAGAUACUCAAGAGACCCUUCCUGUAUCCAGACAAUUAGCACGCUCAAAUCAUUCAGCAACAACCUUUGCACAAUUAUUUUUGCCAUUGGCCAUCACGCUUUAUUCAUUGAUCAAUUUGUAUCUGAUUUCACUAUGGUUUCAACCAGAGCUAGGUCUAUUCAGAUCCAACUCAACCCUCGAAUGGCUGUCGCUUCAACAUAUGUCGAAGAUACCCCUAAACGUCGUUCUGUGAACAAAUCUGGACGUGGAGUGAUUCCGACCUACGAAAAACGAUUUCGCACUCGUAAAACUGCUACCUCAGGAGUGAAAAAGCGUUACGUUACCCCGACAGCUAACACCAUAAAGGCCACAUCCAGGACAGCAAACGGCAAUAAACAGCUGGCCAAAAAAUGCAAAACGAUCACAGUACACAGUGGCAAAUUCUUGAACCACCUCAUGGAUCACAAAAUCUACUAUGAUGGCUAUUCGGAUGUCCAAGGUCACCCGCCUGCAAAGCCAAGAAAUUGGGACGAGUUGCAGGAGGUUAUAAAGAAGCCCCAUCCUUCUCUUUUAUCAGAGCGCUUUUCCGAUGAGGCUUUUCAAAGUUUCAAACUGAAAGACCUUCGAGCCUUCAACGAGAGGGAUGUCAUUCUCGACUCGCUAUGUACUAUCGACAUGUUCACAGGCGAUCUCAGGAGUAUCUCGAGAGACUACCUGUUCAAUAACACCGUGCCUAUUACUGAUGGCUCUCUCUGCGACACAAAGCCUGACAUUGUGUAUGGGGCUAUUCCCGAAAGCCUCCGCUUAGGAGUCCGAGAGGAGUUACGCGAUAGCAUUGUACCUUCUACUCGAACAGAUCUUCCUAUCUUACCAAAUUUCUUUUUGGAAGCCAAGGGUCCCGAUGGAAAUCCUGCUAUUGCAAUGCGUCAGGCUUGUUAUGACGGCACAGUUGGGGCGCGUGGUAUGCAUGCCUUACAGUCUUACAUUGACAAUGAGCCAGUCUAUGAUGGAAAUGCUUAUACUAUCUCUGGAAUUUAUCACUACGGCCAUCUGAAAUUUUAUUGCCAUCAUAUGGCGCCUCCCACUGAGAAAGAUGGACGCCCUAAACAUAUCAUGACCUCUCUAUGCUCCUACUCUAUGGUAAACGAUCGCGAUGACUUCAUCAGAGGAGCAUCGGCAUACCGCAACCUUCGUGACUGGGCUAAGGAGAAGAGGGACAUGUUCAUUGCAGCUGCGAACGAAAAAUAUGAGGAAUUGAAGGACCAGGCUGCCCCCAUAGAGUCACAGCACUAUGAUGCAAGCUUCGAUACACAGUCCUUCCCUAGUGAUUCCGAGGAGUCUGAGCUCUGAUCUUGAUGAAGAGCUUGUGAUACGCAGUCAUCCUGGUAAUUGAAUCCGGCUAGUAAGGCAUGGAUUGAUACCAUACCACUAACAUGUGGUCUUACAUGUCACAUAUGUUUUAUUUGUGAGAGAUUACUACGGGUUUACCCAAAUGAUAUAUAUAUGGAGAAACGAUUUGAUAUUCAAUAUUUAUACUCAUAUCUACAUGUCUUGUCCAGGAAGGAACGUGCUAUUAAUUUGUUUAUAACUAACAUCUCUGAGUUUUAGAUUCUGCUUCUUUUUUU
Molecule: messenger RNA, 4484 nt
Organism: Trichophyton rubrum CBS 118892
Lineage: Eukaryota; Fungi; Ascomycota; Eurotiomycetes; Onygenales; Arthrodermataceae
Exons: 1
Coding region: 3013-4209 (398 amino acids)
Source: RefSeq, a predicted model, not a curated record